GGGGCGGCGGCGAGCCGGGGCGGGGCGGGGGCCGAGGCGGCGGCGGGCUGAGGCGGGCUGAGGCGGGCUGAGGCGGGGCGCGCCGGGCCGGGGCUGAGGAGGACGCGGGGCCGAGCGCGGCGGCGGGCUGAGGGCGCCAGGGGCCGAGCGGAGCCGCGGGCGGAGCGCGGCGGGCCGCCGGGGCUGACGUGAGGAGCGCGGUCGCCGCCGCCGCGCCUCCUGCAUCCGGGCCGCGCUCCUCGGCGCCCGCGGCGGGCGGGCGCGCUGGCGGCGGCCAUGGCGGCGGCGCUGGCGGGCCGCGGGGCGCGCGGCGGCAGGGGCCGGCCCCCGGGCGGGCGGGCGGAGGGGGCGGGGCCGGGGCGGCGGGCGGCCCGCGCGGCGGCGGCGGCGGCGGCGGCGGCGGCGGCCGGGACGAGGAGGCGGCGGCGGCGGCGGCGGCGGCGCGGGGCGCUGGGGCUCAUGGCGGCCGCGGCCGGGCCCGGGGCGGCGCUGUCCCCGCGGCCGUGCGACAGCGACCCGGCCAGCCCCGGAGCGCAGUCCGCGAAGGAUGACACUGAAGAUAAUUCAAAUGAUGGCACCCAGCCGUCCAAACGGAGGCGGAUGGGCUCAGGAGACAGCUCCAGAAGUUGUGAGACUUCAAGCCAAGAUCUCAGCUUCAGUUACUAUCCAGCGGAAAACCUGAUCGAGUACAAGUGGCCGCCCGACGAAGCCGGCGAGUACUACAUGCUUCAGGAGCAAGUCAGUGAAUACCUGGGUGUGACGUCCUUUAAGCGGAAGUACCCAGAUUUAGAGAGGCGAGAUUUGUCUCACAAGGAGAAGCUCUACCUGAGGGAGUUGAAUGUCAUCACGGAGACUCAGUGCACCCUAGGGUUAACAGCGUUGCGUAGUGACGAAGUGAUUGAUUUAAUGAUAAGAGAAUAUCCAGCCAAACAUGCGGAAUACUCGGUUAUUCUACAAGAAAAAGAACGCCAGCGAAUCACCGACCAUUAUAAAGAAUAUUCUCAAAUGCAACAACAGAAUACUCAGAAGGUCGAAGCCAGCAAAGUGCCUGAGUACAUCAAGAAAGCUGCCAAGAAAGCAGCUGAGUUUAAUAGCAACUUAAACCGGGAGCGCAUGGAGGAGAGAAGAGCUUAUUUUGACUUACAGACACAUGUCAUCCAGGUGCCUCAGGGAAAGUACAAGGUGUUGCCCACCGAUCGGACGAAGGUCAGCUCUUACCCAGUGGCUCUCAUCCCCGGCCAGUUCCAGGAGUAUUACAAGAGGUACUCCCCGGAUGAACUGCGGUAUUUGCCAUUGAACACAGCCUUGUAUGAGCCCCCCCUGGAUCCUGAGCUCCCCGCCCUGGACAGUGAGGGCGACUCGGAUGAAGCAGAAGAUGGCCCAGGCGAGGAGAAGCGGAAGAGCAAAGGCGCCUCGGACAGCUCCUCUGGCAAUGUAUCUGAAGGGGAAAGCCCUCCUGACGGCCAGGAGGACUCGCUUCCAGGACGACAGAAGCCCAAAGACAAAGCUGCCACUCCAAGAAAAGAUGGUUCCAAACGUUCUGUACUGUCCAAAUCACUUCCUGGGUACAAGCCAAAGGUCAUUCCAAAUGCUAUAUGUGGGAUCUGUCUGAAGGGUAAGGAGUCCAACAAGAGAGGAAAGGCUGAGGCUCUCAUACACUGCUCCCAGUGUGAGAACAGUGGCCAUCCUUCCUGCCUGGACAUGACCACGGAGCUUGUUUCUAUGAUUAAGACCUACCCAUGGCAAUGUAUGGAGUGUAAAACAUGCAUUGUGUGUGGACAGCCCCACCACGAGGAAGAGAUGAUGUUCUGUGAUGUGUGUGACAGAGGUUAUCAUACUUUUUGUGUGGGCCUUGGUGCUAUUCCAUCAGGUCGCUGGAUUUGUGACUGUUGUCAGCGAGCCCCCCCAACACCCAGGAAAGUGGGCAGAAGGGGGAAAAACAGCAAAGAGGGAUAAAACAGUUUUUGUCAUACCGUAAUAUGCAUUUAUGUGGAAUAUUUGGUGCCAGUUUACAUUUUCGUUUUUACGCUAAUAAAGAAAAUUUUUGAAAAUAA
This is a messenger RNA of Ochotona princeps (American pika), 2054 nucleotides long. It is a transcript of the gene PHF10, whose product is annotated as PHD finger protein 10. Bases 277 to 1956 code for a protein of 559 amino acids. Lineage: Eukaryota; Metazoa; Chordata; Mammalia; Lagomorpha; Ochotonidae. The record is from RefSeq and is a predicted model, not a curated record. The transcript is spliced from 12 exons. Gene Ontology annotation, cellular component: npBAF complex.